UGUUAGGAGGCCCAGGAGGCCCUGUCCGGGAGGGAGGAAGGUGGCAAGAUGGUGUUGGAAAGCACUAUGGUUUGAUGGGAGGCAGGGCUGUGUGACCGGUCCCUUCCCGGCCCGGCCACGCGUCUGCACCUGUGACCUCCCCGUGCCUUCUCCGGAGGGGCCGUUUAUGGUGCUGUCUGUGUGGCGGGCAUUCCCGGACUUGAUCUCCCUUCGGCCUCGCAGCACUGAGUUACAGGCGAGGGUACUCAGCCUCAGCGAUUUUGAAUGACUUGCCCACAGUCACGCAGCUAACUUAGUGGCGCGGGCAGGAUUUCAAGCGUGGACAACAGCGAGUAUAUGCGGAAUGGGGACUUCUUACCUACCCGGCUGCAGGCCCAACAGGACGCUGUCAACAUAGUAUGUCACUCCAAGACCCGUAGCAACCCUGAGAACAACGUGGGCCUCAUCACACUGGCCAAUGACUGUGAAGUACUGACCACACUCACCCCUGACACCGGCCGCAUCCUGUCCAAGCUUCAUACUGUCCAGCCCAAGGGCAAGAUCACCUUCUGCACUGGCAUCCGAGUGGCCCAUUUGGCUUUGAAGCACCGACAGGGCAAGAAUCACAAGAUGCGCAUCAUUGCCUUUGUGGGGAGCCCCGUGGAGGACAACGAGAAGGAUCUGGUGAAACUGGCAAAACGCCUCAAGAAGGAGAAAGUAAAUGUUGACAUUAUCAAUUUUGGGGAAGAGGAAGUGAACACGGAAAAGCUGACAGCCUUUGUGAACACGUUGAAUGGCAAAGAUGGAACUGGAUCUCAUCUGGUGACAGUGCCUCCUGGGCCCAGCCUCGCUGAUGCCCUCAUCAGUUCUCCGAUUCUGGCUGGUGAAGGCGGUGCCAUGCUGGGUCUUGGUGCCAGUGACUUUGAAUUUGGAGUGGAUCCCAGUGCUGAUCCUGAGCUGGCCCUGGCCCUUCGCGUUUCUAUGGAAGAGCAGCGGCAGCGGCAGGAGGAGGAGGCCCGUCGGGCAGCCGCAGCCUCCGCUGCUGAGGCUGGGAUUGCUCCGACUGGGACUGAAGGUGAAAGAGACUCAGACGACGCCCUACUGAAAAUGACCAUCGGCCAGCAGGAGUUCAGCCGCACCGGGCUCCCUGACCUAAGCAGCAUGACUGAGGAAGAGCAGAUCGCUUAUGCCAUGCAGAUGUCCCUGCAGGGCGCAGAGUUUGGCCAGGCAGAAUCAUCUGACAUUGAUGCCAGUUCAGCCAUGGACACCUCUGAGCCCGCCAAGGAGGAGGAUGAUUACGACGUGAUGCAGGACCCCGAGUUCCUGCAGAGCGUCUUGGAGAACCUUCCAGGUGUGGACCCCAACAAUGAGGCCAUUCGAAACGCCAUGGGCUCCCUGGCCUCCCAGGCCACCAAGGAUGGCAAGAAGGAAAAGAAGGAGGAGGACAAGAAAUGAGACUGGAGGGAAGGGUAGCUGAGUUUACCCGGGGGCUGCACAGGGUGGGUGGGAUAUAGGGCUAGAUGUUAACCAAUUCAACUAAAUAAAGCUUGGCAACUUUUUUUUUUUGUUCUUCAAAUAGUAGUUCUCUGAGUGUGAGAGAGAGGAGGAUAUGGCAUGAAGGAGCGCGUUCCCUGUUGAGUUCUCAGUGUCUUCGAUGUGGGGUCUCUAAAUCCUGACCCACUCCCCUUCCCAUCUCCAUCCAUGACCGUCUCCUCACAUUUCUCCUGCCCUGGGACUGUUUUACUUGCAUUAAGAGAAGCUUUGCUGAGAGUCGCUGUGUUGGGCUCUAGGGCCACAGAGGUGAACAGAAAACAGUACUGGCCUCUGGGGACUCUGAGUCUAGGGCAGGGCUGGCGCAUAAAUGAGCGAUUAGACACGUCUGCCACGUACCCAAAGCGGCGUGAGCAAGGCUCUUGGAGUCGGCGAGAAGAAAGGGCCAAACUCUUGCAGCCUCUGACGGCUCCUGGAGGUAACAUUUGAGCCCUCUAACGGUGAAACGAUUUUCAUCCUGGAGGAACAGGUGGGGAUGUGUCCAGUAUGUGCUGAUGGGGCGCAGGUGCUUUGGAGGAAUUGAGCAGCUCAGGACUGCUUGGGUGAGUGGCAGCAGAGAUGGUGAGUGGCAGCAGUCAACACCAAAGGUCAGCGGUCCUCAGGCCUGACUCACAAAGGGCUCUGUGACGCCCUGGAGCACCAAAUGUAGAGGAAAGCUUUUUGUGUGGGAUGGAAUGCAGAAUUCACAUUACCCACCCCCUUUAUUUUAUGAAAGAGGUAAAUAAUAUUUGACACAUGAAAUGCUUACGUAUAAAGCAUGAAACAUAAAAACAAACUGAACAUAUCUGAAGCCACUCAAAUUUAAGAGCUAGAAUAUUUCCUUGUCACAUAUCUCGGCCUUUUUUUUUUUAAAUCCUCACCCAAGGAUAUGCUUAUUGAUUUUAGAGAGGGAAGGAAGAGAGGAACAGAUGUGAGAGAGAACAUCGACUGGUUGCCUUCCAUACACGCUCCGACAGAAUUAAAUCCGCAACCUUUUGAUAGGCCAACGCUACAACCAACUGAGCCACACUGGCCAUGGCCCUCUGCCUUUAUUUUUUGUUUUAUUUUUUUAAUAUAUUUUUUAUUGAUUUCAGAGAGGAAGGGAGAGGGAGAGAGACAUAGAAACAUCAAUGAUGAGAGAGAAUCAUUGAUGGGCUGCCUCCUGCACGCCCCACACUGGGGAUUGAGCCUGCAACCCGGGCGUGUGCCUUGACUGGGAAUCGAACCAUGAGCUCCUGGUUCAUAGGUCAAUACUCGACCACUGAGCCAUGCCAGCUGGGCCCCUAUGCCACCUCUCCACAUCCUCCUCAAAGAUAACUAUUAGCCUGAAUUUUUAUUUUUUCCUUUCAGUUUUCUCAUAUACACAUAGCUUCCUGACCAGAAUAUGUUCAGCUUUGCUUGUUUUUGAGCUUUAUAAAAAAUACUUUUAUACUGUGAGACUUGGGACUUGGUCUUUUAACAACUGUUUUGUUUCUGGAGUUUCAUCAAAGUUGUUGCUUCAUUUUUCAUGGUUGUAUAGCAUUCUGUGAAUAGACUGCUGUCUUUAUUUUCCUAUUGAUGGACAUUUGCAUUGCUGCCAGUUAUAUUUCUGUUAUCAACAGUGUUACAGUGGGUUUUUUACAUCUGUCCUGAUGCACCUGUGCACAGGUUUCUUCAGGGCCCUUCACAGGGUGAUGCCAAAUGGUUCCUCAGAGUGGUUGUGUGAACUGCCCUCCGGCAGUGUAAGAAUUCCUGUUCUCAUUGUUUCCAGACCGUGAUGUUGGUAGGCUUUAACUUUCUGCCAGUCUAGUGAGGAUAGAACUCAUUGUGGUCUUACUCUGUAUUUCCCUGAUUACUAAUGAGAUUGAGCUUGAUCAUCUUUUCAUAUAUUUCUAAAUAAGUCUUUGUAUUUCCAUUUUUUGUGAAAUGUCUCUUCAUAUUUUUUGUCCCAUUUUCCUUUUGGGUUGUCUAUAUAUUGAUGUUCUGAAGGAAUGUUUUAUUAAAUCAUUAUUGGUUAUAUAUGUUGUAAA
This is a messenger RNA of Myotis daubentonii (Daubenton's bat), 3518 nucleotides long. RefSeq names its product proteasome 26S subunit ubiquitin receptor, non-ATPase 4 (gene PSMD4). Gene Ontology annotation, molecular function: polyubiquitin modification-dependent protein binding. Lineage: Eukaryota; Metazoa; Chordata; Mammalia; Chiroptera; Vespertilionidae. Gene Ontology annotation, biological process: proteasome-mediated ubiquitin-dependent protein catabolic process. Gene Ontology annotation, cellular component: nucleus; proteasome regulatory particle, base subcomplex; cytosol. The record is from RefSeq and is a predicted model, not a curated record.